Pollicipes pollicipes is the source of this 2592-nucleotide messenger RNA. RefSeq lists its product as uncharacterized. Gene Ontology annotation, biological process: proteolysis. The record is from RefSeq and is a predicted model, not a curated record. Bases 223 to 1914 code for a protein of 563 amino acids. NCBI's taxonomy places the organism in Eukaryota, Metazoa, Arthropoda, Thecostraca, Pollicipedomorpha, Pollicipedidae. The transcript is spliced from 13 exons. Gene Ontology annotation, molecular function: serine-type endopeptidase activity.
GCCCGGCGGCAGGUGGCGCGGGUGGUCCCGGCGGUGCCGUCAGCAGCCGUGACGCUCCAGCCCGAGCCGGAGAACGCCGGGGGCGACGACAGCUAUGUGCAGCUGUACGCCGACGCGUGGGACCUGGGUCGGACCGACGCGCCGCCGGCACCGGCCGACGACUCGCUCUCGGCGCUCGAGUACGAGCUGGCCGCCUACAACGUCACCCUCUUCGACGUCGCCAUGGACUUCAUGCUGCACGACGCCACCAACCUGACGACGCUCUUUUCCAACAUCUCCAGCUGGCGCGGCGACGACGUCAACAUGACGCGCAGCAUCGCCGUGAUGAACGUGCUGUUCGGCGCGCUGCAGGACAGUCUGGACGGCGACGCCUCGCUCCUGGAGCGGUACGGCGUGCCAGCCAGCGGCUUCAACCUGCGCCCGGUGCGCCGCACCUGGGGCCAGGACGGCGCCCAGCCCUACCGACGCGCCCCGCCAGUGGUGCACCAGUACCGGCCGGCGGUGGACCACCGCUUCCUGGGCAGCCGCGCUGCCUGCGGCUCGUGUGAGUUCUUCAUGCUGUGCUGGAUGUCGGGCGGCACGGUGCGCGGCGGCUGCGGCGGCUUCAUGUUCGGCUGCUGCGAGCGCGGACGGCGCGCCGCCAAGUCGUUCAAUCCGCCGCCCCCGCAGGUCGACUACGGCCCUGUGCGCAACGACCCAGGGUGCGGACUGUCCGACACCUCCCGGAUAGGCAUCACGCGCCGCAUCGUUGGUGGAAACCAGGCAGGAUUCGGCACCUUCCCCUGGCAGGCGUACAUCCUGAUCGGCACCAGCCGUUGCGGAGGAUCCCUGAUUAACCAGCAGCACGUGCUCACAGCCGGACACUGCGUGGCCAGUGCCGGCGUCGACGCGGCCGCCCCUGACUGUGAACAUCCUCUGCCGACAGUGGUGCACCAGUACCGGCCGGCGGUGGACCACCGCUUCCUGGGCAGCCGCGCUGCCUGCGGCUCGUGUGAGUUCUUCAUGCUGUGCUGGAUGUCGGGCGGCACGGUGCGCGGCGGCUGCGGCGGCUUCAUGUUCGGCUGCUGCGAGCGCGGACGGCGCGCCGCCAAGUCGUUCAAUCCGCCGCCCCCGCAGGUCGACUACGGCCCUGUGCGCAACGACCCAGGGUGCGGACUGUCCGACACCUCCCGGAUAGGCAUCACGCGCCGCAUCGUUGGUGGAAACCAGGCAGGAUUCGGCACCUUCCCCUGGCAGGCGUACAUCCUGAUCGGCACCAGCCGUUGCGGAGGAUCCCUGAUUAACCAGCAGCACGUGCUCACAGCCGGACACUGCGUGGCCAGGGCGCGGCCCGGCCAGAUCACCAUCACACUGGGCGACUACGUGCUCAACUCCAACCGCGAGCCACUGCCGGCCUACAAGUUCGGUGUGCGCGCCAUCAACGUGCACCCGCGCUUCCAGUUCACGCCGCAGGCCGACCGCUACGACGUGGCCGUGCUCACGCUAGAUCGGCCCGUGCCAUACGUCCCCCACAUCCAGCCCAUUUGCCUGCCCGAAAAGGGAGACGAAUUUGAGGGCUACUACGGUUGGGCGGCCGGCUGGGGCGCUCUCCGACCAGGCUCGCGCGUGAGACCAAAGGAGCUUCAGGUGGUGGAUGUGCCGGUCAUCAACCGCCACAUGUGUGAACAGUGGCACCGGCAAAAGGGCAUCAAUGUCAUCAUCCACGACGAGAUGAUGUGCGCCGGCUACAUCAACGGCGGCAAAGACUCGUGCCAGGGCGACAGUGGCGGUCCUCUGAUGAUCGAGAACGAUGGACGGUGGUACCUGAUGGGCAUAGUGUCGGCCGGCUACUCGUGUGCGCAGGGCAAGCAGCCAGGUAUCUACCAUCGGGUCUCCAUGACGUCUGACUGGAUCUCAUACGUCGCCGGAAAUUAAGUAUUACCUCCAGCGUUCGCGGCCCAGUCAACGCGAACAGCAGCUACCUACAAACUAGGCCCAGGUCUAGCAAAGCAAACGUUCUUUCACUCAGCAGCCCGUGCGCAGGUGCAGAAUACGAGCAUGUGAUACACACGGGACUCGCUGAACGUGAGCCCAAAUCCAGGCGUGCCAGAGUUGCGCAAGUGCUGCCGCGGACCAGUGAAGUGUUAUGUUAUUUAUCGGCGCUUUCAGCCGAGUGCCGUCCCAGGAUGUUACCGUUGUUAUCCUGCAUGUGCAUCAAUCGUUUUAGUUAUGUACACCUAGUUUCUCAGAUUGCGCGCACACUCCAUUUGAGUGAAGCGCUUCGGCCCAAGUAGCCGAAGCGCUCAAAAUGUGACCCGUAUUUGGAUAGCUCUUGACAGGAGUCGAUGUUUGUAAGAGCAGUGCAGUGCCUUAGGUGGGAAGAACACCGCGGGCAUGGUUGUCAAGUGUACUCAGAUAACGUCAGCACCAAGCCUUGCAUUGCGCAGGCGCCGAUGGUCCCGAAUCCGCUCCAUACACGCAAUGAGAGGACGGUAGUGAAGUGUAUCCCAGUGUUGUUACACCUCCACGACUAACCUGUUUCCCAAGCAAGACCAUGUGCGCUCUCAAGAUGUUUGUGUACCGUUUUCAUGCUAAUACGACUUGUGAACAAUG